Messenger RNA from Lutzomyia longipalpis, 2202 nucleotides. RefSeq names its product CWF19-like protein 2 homolog. The transcript has a single exon. The coding region runs from base 73 to 2094 and encodes 673 amino acids. The record is from RefSeq and is a predicted model, not a curated record. Gene Ontology annotation, cellular component: post-mRNA release spliceosomal complex. Gene Ontology annotation, biological process: mRNA splicing, via spliceosome. Lineage: Eukaryota; Metazoa; Arthropoda; Insecta; Diptera; Psychodidae.
UCUCCGUCGUCUACGAGAGCGGACGUAAACAAAAAUAUUGUGAUUUUUAAAUAAAAGUGUAAAAAGUGAAAAAUGUCCUUUAUUCAAUUUGAGAGUGCAGCGGAAAAGGAGAAAAUUCGUCAGGAGUUGCGAUCUGUGCGAGAAAAACUGCUGGAAAAAGCGGAAUUCAAUGCAAAACGUCGUGAUGAAAUUGCUGCUCACAGAAAAGUGAAUCAGUGGAUGCUUCCGGCAGUCUCGGAGAAAAUUGAGAAAUCCAGCUCCAGCAGCAAGCCCAAAAAGGCCAAGAAGAAGCAAAAGAAGGAGAAGAAGGCAAAGAAAAGCAAGAAGAGAUCCAAGAAGAAGAAGAAACAUUCAGAUAGCGAUUCAAGUGAUUCUGUGGAGUUUGUUCCAAAGAAAUCUCGCAAGAGACGAUCUCCUUCGACCAGCAGCAGUAGUUCGUCCUCAGAAGAUGAGUGGGUGGAGAAAAACAAAUCAAAGGAUGACCAGGAUAACAAACCAUCAGUGAGAGAUGAAUGGAUGUCAUCGGGAUUUCUUCUGCCAACAUUUGGGAAAGAAGAAUCACAAACUAAGAACGAGAAGAGUACCUACCAAGCUUACGAUCCGUCCAAAAGCAGUCGGGAAUUGAAUCCUCAUUGGAAGGAUGGAGGAUUAGGUCUUCCCAGUGCUUUCCUCAAGCCAUCUGAUGAUAUUUCAGCACCCACAUCGAGUUCUUCUUACCUUUCUACCACGAAACGUCAGGGAUGGAAGAAACCCCAGGAAAAAGUUACCUCCAAACAACAAAGUUCUUCGUCAGAUUCCGAGUCAUCAUCAUCAGAUACUGAGAGGGGCUCUGAAAAAGCAACAAAGACACCAGAAGAACCUAAAAAGGCUGUAGCAACUGACUUCCUGAGUGAUGUACAAAUGAAUGAAUUGGGAGCAAAGAUGAUCAAAGCAGAGAUUAUGGGAAACACCAAGUUGGCAGCGGAGCUCAAGGAGAAACUUGAGAAGGCAAAACUUUGUCGUGAGAAUGCCAAGGAGCAGGUGAAGACGCAGAAGAAGCAGCCCGACAAGGAACAGGAAGAAGUUCUCCUUACAGCAACUGAUUCACGAGGUGUCACGCGUCCUGUGUCCUUUAGGCAGGAUUCCGAUCUCUGGGGAGGACGCCGUGGCAGCAAAAAGAAGCGCCCCAAGGUGGAGACACAUACUGAGAGUGGUGAGAGAGCUCGUUUCUUCCCGGAUGACGAUCACAGGAGUCUGAAGGAUAUGUUCGAAUCUGAGAAGAUGAUCAGCGCAAGUGAUUCGGAUGCUCAAUACGCCAAGAUUGCGGGGAAGAAGCGACGCCAGGGGGAUGACCUCGAGGAUAUCUUUGCCGAGGAAGUUCGCAGGGAUUUGGAUGAAGAUGCUAAGAGUGCCAGGGAUAGAGAUCGUGCCAUUCGUGAUCACGAGCGUCUAACGAGAACUCUCGAGACGUGCGAAAUGUGCUUUGAUUCCUCGAAAAUGGCUAAGGAAUUGAUUGUGGCCAUGGGAAGCAAGGUUUACCUGAGUCUCCCAUGGCAUGAGGCCCUACAGACGGGACACUGCAUAAUCUCACCCAUUCAGCAUGUUUCCUGCUCUACGCAGCUCGAUGAGGAUGUCUGGAGGGAAGUGCAGGAAUUCCAGACUGCCCUGAUUCGCAUGUUUGCAGCGCAGAAGAAGGAUUGUGUCUUCUACGAGAUUGCCAAUAAACUCCACAAGCGACCACAUCUGGCCAUUCACUGUAUUCCCAGUUCGGAGUUUGAAUUGGCGCCAUUCUACUUCAAGAAAGCCAUUCAGGAAUCUGAAGCGGAGUGGGCACAAAAUCGGCAGCUGAUAGAUCUCAAGAAAGAGGCCAAGAGCGUGCGGAGAGCAAUCCCGCGGGGACUUCCAUACUUCUGGGUCUCCUUCACGGAACAUGCGGGAUUUGCUCAUGUGAUUGAGGACCAGGAGAGAUUUCCCAGCAAUUUUGCAAUGGAAAUCCUCGGAGGGCUUCUCAAUCUCGACGCCAGGAAAUGGAGAAAACCUCGCCGGGAGCACAAUAUAAUUCAGAAAGUCAAGCAAUUUGCAGAUUAUUGGAAAAAGUACGACAUAACAAAAUAAAUUAGUUGGUGUUCCACUUCGUGGCCUGGCCAACACCAAGUAUUGUAAUCGUCGGAAAUUGUUAUUUAAUUUUCUUGUUAAAUAUAAAAAUAAAUUCUUUAAAAAAUC